CUUCCUCCACUGUUAACUGUUGUAUUUUGAGCAUCCAUGUAACAUUCUUACUCUUCGUUGAACGAGACCAUAAACAACCACCAUCUAUUCCAAUUAGUUAAGAAGGAAAAAUAAGAAAAAGAAAAUAAAUAAAUAAUUACUUCAAUGUUAAACCGAUUUUGCUUUACCCGGUCUCUUCACUUCUUGACGGACAAUAUCAUUGCAAAACUCACCACCAAGAUUCAGUACCUAUGAAGCAAGAGACAUUAAAUAAAUAGCCUGUAGGAACAGUGCUAAGUCUAAAAAGCCGGCAUGCAUUUUUGGUGAAUCAUAAACGAAUCUCAUUCACUUCUUGAUACCAAUUAUAUUCUACUGAAAUUUUCUGUAGCUUUACCUUGUGGUUUGGUGGCUUUCAUGCUCCCAUUUUGAGCUUUAUGAAUACAGACUUGCCAGGGCUGCUGGUGGUGGUGGCAGUACAUAGGGCUUCUUUGUCCUGGCAUUCUACACCACUCUUUGUCAUCUUAUUGAAACUCCAACCAUUCUAAAACGGAAAAAAGAACCGUCUUUUUGGUGCUUUUUGCUUCUCACUUUUUAGCCGUAGUGGGCAUUUCAGAAACGCAUAGUUACUUUGAAGACUUUGUCCUCGCGUCCGUUGUAGGAUUGCAUUUUCUUUUUUUCUUUAAACAAGUUAAAAGAAAAACCUUCAAUUUCUGCUAAGCUAUAGAAGGUUGGAUAUAACCAAGAGAAAUAUACUUCAAUAUUGUUGUCUUCUGUUAGCUCAAAGAAGAUAAAAAUAAAACCCUUGGGUUGGUUGUGGUAAAUUCCAUCCAUUACUCCUUAUUCCAUCGUUCUCUUUUUUAUUUUUUAUUUUUUUAAAAAAGCAGUUAAUUUUAUCUGUAUAUUUCAUUGCAAUUGGAGCGGGUUUCGGUUUAUUCCUUGCAAAAGGUCAUUUACAUAAUCCAUUGCACCCGUAUUCUGCUUUCUAAUCUUUCUGGAAGAAAAUUUUGGUUGAUUAAUUUGAAAGCUAACUAAUUAAGAAAGCAAUUGAACUGGCAAUUUCGCUUUCAUUUUUUAACACGUCUUUUGGCAACGAUAGAACACGCUGUUUUUUCUCCCUCUAGAGGACUGGUUAUUACAUAUCACUUUCCAAGUUUAAAAAAUAAGCAACGAUAACUUUGCUUUACGUUUACAUUUACUUUUCUUCCCUUCACAGGAUUCUUAAACUCUGAAAAGUUGAUUCAACGUUGAGUUGUUCUCUUCGGCAAGAUUCAUACGAAGGAUAUAAAGAGAAAUUUAUUAUUAGAGUUGAUCUCUCCUUUAAGAGAUUAAUCUCAUUGUAAUACUUUGUUCUCAAAUACAUAUUCAACUCUUUGCCCAAUACGUCGUUCCCCAAUCCUUUUGGUGCUUCUUUCGGAAGCUAUUCCAACUCAGUGGUGGAUUAUUCAAACCCUUUUAUCUGGAGAAACAGGCCGAUUGUUUUAAAACUAAUUGAUACUGGGGCAAAGGACCAUUGGUUAGACAGCAUACCGAACGGAAAGGAUUCUGCGCCGACCGAUUUUGACUCUUCCGAAGAAGAAGCUGUUGAUACCAUUACUACUGCUCGUCAUUCCUUUUCUUAUCCCCUUUCUAAUUUAUCAUCCAUUCCAGUUGCGGACUUGUUACAUCCUACUGAUGAGCACGAGAUCAUGUCUUCAGAUGAACACGAGAGCAAGCCGGUUCCUGAUGACCUUGAUACUGAAGUAGAUGAUAUCGCUCAGGAAGCAAGUGGAAAUGUUAUUGAUGAAGAUGUAAAGGAGGAAGAAUAUAACGAUUCUGGUGAAAGUGAUGAAUCUGAAGAAUCUUUACCCAACCAAAAUACUCGCCGGCGUCAUCGGUCACAAUCUCUCGCUGCAAAUAAACGUAUCCACGAUGCUUUUCAACGUGACCAGGAGGAAUUUGGUAGUGACGAUUUACAACCUAGGGCUAAGCGGAGACUUAGAAAUCAUGUUGUAAGUGAUGAAGAUGAACCAUUCAUUGCUUCUGAAUCUGAAGAUUUAUCUGAUACCGAUGAUUCGCUGGUUCAGUCGGCAAGAACAAGAAGAUCACUUCGGCCGGGUACACGACGUUCCACUCGUUUGAGAACGCAGAGACCUGAUGAAGAUUCCGACGAAGAAGUUCAUCGUCCUACUCUACGUGAGCGAACUAGUCGAGUCAAUUACAGUCUCCCUCUCUCGUUUCCUCAGGUAGAAGAUCAAGAAGAUGAAGGAUCAUCUUUCAACCAAAACAGAAAGAAAAAAACACACUCUGAAGUGGCAGUAGGGAAUUUGCUACGAAACCAAGUCUCCAGUUUUAUGCCUUAUAUCGACUCUAGUGGAUCUGAGUCUGAGAGUGAUUCUGCCAAAGUAAAGCGUUCAUCCGCAAAGACCAUUAAGGCUUUAACGGACUCUACGAGUGCAGGAGGACCUCCAAAUUAUGGCCGUGUUAAAGAGAAAAAUGAUUUAGCUGAUUCUGAUCCUGUUGCCGUUGAUUCAUCUCUCUCAUUUGAGUCGGUUGGUGGUUUAGAUAACCAUGUGAAUCAACUGAAGGAAAUGGUCAUGCUUCCGUUGCUUUAUCCGGAAAUUUUUCAAACUUUCAACAUGCAACCACCACGGGGAGUGUUGUUUCAUGGACCUCCAGGUACUGGUAAAACUUUGUUGGCAAGAGCGCUGGCCGCUGCUUGCUCUUCUGAAGAUAAAAAAGUAUCGUUUUAUAUGAGAAAAGGAGCUGAUUGUUUAAGUAAAUGGGUCGGUGAAGCCGAACGUCAACUACGCCUUUUGUUUGAAGAAGCCAAAAGUACGCAGCCGAGUAUUAUUUUUUUUGAUGAAAUAGAUGGUCUUGCUCCUGUACGUUCUAGCAAGCAGGAGCAGAUACAUGCUUCAAUUGUUUCUACUCUUUUGGCCUUAAUGGACGGCAUGGACGGCCGUGGACAGGUCAUCAUUAUUGGUGCUACAAAUCGGCCAGAUGCUGUCGAUCCUGCUUUGCGAAGACCUGGUCGCUUUGACCGUGAAUUUUACUUUUCUUUACCAGAUAGAGAAGCAAGGAAGAAAAUUAUACAAAUCCAUACUCGAAGUUGGAAAACCCCUUUACCAGAAUGGCUUUGCGACUUGCUUGCCGAGCGAUCAAAAGGUUAUGGUGGUGCUGAUCUUCGUGCUCUGUGUACAGAAGCUGCUUUAAAUUCUAUAAAGCGAACUUAUCCUCAGCUUUAUAAAAGUAAUAAAAGACUGCAAUUUGAUCCUAAUACAAUCCAAGUCAAGGUAAAGGACUUUGCCCUAUCGAUGAAGCGUAUAAUUCCUUCUACAGCCCGUUCCUCGAUAGCUUUUAACAAGCCUUUACCUGUAGAGGUGAAACCUUUGUUGGAUGAUAGUUUAAAUCGGAUACUUUCAUAUCUUAGCAAACACAUGCCUAUCCCUCCGAAAGUGAAUAUUUUGGACGAAGUAAUGUAUGAUGAUCCCGGAGAAGACGAUUUUGAAUAUCAACAGAAAUUAGACCAAUUCGAAAAGUUAAGAAUUUACAAGCCAAGGGUAUUGAUUUGCGGCCAGAAAGGAUUAGGACAGGUUUCAUUAGGUCCUGCUGUUUUACAGUAUUACGAAGGCGUUCAUGUUCAGUCCUUUGAUAUGUCAGUUUUGUUACAAGACUCAACCCAAAGCAUAGAAACUUCCAUCAUACACUUAUUUACCGAAGUUCGUCGACAUACACCUAGUGUUAUUUAUAUUCCUGACGUUGAUAGCUGGCUAAACGUUCUUCCUCCUUCGGCUAGUACUACCUUUUCCUCUUUGCUCGAGCGACUAGAUUUUUCUGAUCAAAUACUAUUUCUUGCUAUUUCCACAAGUCCGAGAAAGGAUUUACACCCUCAGUUAAAGGAAUGGUUUCCGAAACAAUCGGUUAUCGAGUUGCAAUACCCUUCUCGUGAUAAAAUUGAGAAUUUCUUUCAGCCGAUUAUUGAUCUUAUUCGUACUUCGCCUCAAAAAUUACCUGGAGGACUUCCUAGGAAAAAGAGAAAACUUCCUGAAUUGCCAUUAGCACCCACUCCUGCGCCCGUGACGGGAGUUAAAACCACUUUAAAACAAACGAAACAGGCCGAUAUGCGGUUAUUAAAUAAGCUUAAAGUGAAAUUAAAUGCCCUCCUAUCCAACUUACGCACACGAUAUCGCAAGUUCAAAAAGCCUCUUAUAGACUACAACGAUAUUUUUUGCGUUGAUCCUGAAACAGGCCAUUCAUAUCGCAAACGAGAAGAUUGCAAUUUUGAAUUAGUUGACGAAGAAGUUCGUAAAAUUGACACCAAUCAAAGAUUUAGUAUGAUGAGCUUAGAAGAAAUUGAAAAACGUGUUUGGGAUAAUUGCUACUGGACUCCAAGAGACUUCGUUCGUGAUAUAAAGCUUAUUCUCCGAGAUGCUUUGCGUUUAGGUGAAAGCGAGACAGUCAAGCGUGCUCAGGAGAUGUAUGCUAAUGUCUUGCUGGGACUGGAAGACAUGGAUGAUGAACAAUUUUCUCAAAGAUGUGAGCGUAUGGCAGUACGCGAAGAAGAGCGGAGGCAAUUAAGAGAGAAUAAGUUAAAAAAGCAUUUGGAUGCCACGAAAGCUACUAUGCAACUUCCUGAAGACCAACAAGAGCAGAAAAUGGAAGAUUCUGCUGAAAUAAAUGAUUCGACGGAAGAACCACCUGACAUGUUGACAGAGACCUUAACCCAUAUGCCAAUGGAUUCUAUGUCUAAGGAUGAGGUGACGGGUCCUCCUCCUCAAGGUAAUUAUUUAGAGCCUCCGGUUAUGUCGGUUCCUAACUCAUUUAUUGAAAAAACCGAGGAAGAUAAAGCUUCUCAAGAAAAUAUGUCGGAGAAUAACGGACAUUCGAAUGGAGAUGCGCUAAGUAAUGGCACCUCGGCUAAGAAUUUUUCAAAGCCAAAUGGGUUUACCGAACAUAAUGAUAAUGUAAUGCACGAUGAGAAGUCUGAAGUGGAAGACACUUAUGAGGAGGAAAAGUUACCAGAGUUGGUACUUGACGAACGAAAACUAUUGAAUUUGAAAGAUUUGUUUUUGGACAGAUCUGAGGAUUUGACAGUCGAAGAACUGGUGCAAUUACAUGCAGCGUUGUAUAGAAUAAUUUGGGAUACGAAGAGUAGUUGGGAUAGAAAUUCCGUCAUUGACAGGUGUACAAAAGCUUUGAUAGAGCUUACGGAUAAUGACCUAGAGUUCGACACUUAAUGAUCUACUAAUGUCAUUUAUAAAAUGAAACCUUAAUGUCAUUUUUGUUCGUCUUCAGAAGUUAUGCUAAAUAAAUAUGAUAAGGAAGGCAUGAAAAUUAAAAUUUAUGUUACUAUUAAUAAGUAAAUAUGAAGCAUCACAUAAUUUUCGAAGUCUCCGCAAAAGUUUCGAAAAUGAGUAAGUUUUUUGGCGGAUUCAGGGUACUACGGUGUCGGUGAAGUGUA
Messenger RNA from Schizosaccharomyces octosporus yFS286, 5419 nucleotides. Its product is annotated as ATPase with bromodomain protein. Gene Ontology annotation, molecular function: ATP binding; chromatin binding; histone binding. Gene Ontology annotation, cellular component: nucleus. Gene Ontology annotation, biological process: positive regulation of transcription by RNA polymerase II. The coding region runs from base 1665 to 5195 and encodes 1176 amino acids. The record is from RefSeq and is a predicted model, not a curated record. The transcript has a single exon. NCBI's taxonomy places the organism in Eukaryota, Fungi, Ascomycota, Schizosaccharomycetes, Schizosaccharomycetales, Schizosaccharomycetaceae.